GUUUUGGGUGCUAACCAUGAUGGUGUAUUUGCCUUUAACAAUGCCAUAUCCCAUAAAGCAUUUUCUGAGAAUAUGCUUGUGGCUUCAAAAAUGAAUCUUGGUCCAGGAUUAUGGCAGGAUGGUAUGAUGCUUGAGUGUAUUUCAUGUAAAAAAAAAGAGGCAGAUUCAAAUAUUAUUUAUUGCUAUACGUGUCAGUUAAUGGCUAACCAGCCUGACUUUUUUGAGCAACGUGGUCAAAUUCAGCAAGAAAUUGAGUCUCAUGGGCAUAAGGUUAUAUUCUAUCACAAAUUUCAUCCUGAGCUCAACUAUAUCAAAAUGUAUUGGGGAAUGGCCAAAAAAUAUACUCGAUCUAAUUGUGAAUAUUCACUUCCAAAAACCAGGGAAUCGAUCAUUCGAGCUUUCGAUUCUAUUUCUGUAGAGCAAAUUCGUUCCUUUGCUAGACUUUCGUAUAGGUGGAUGGAUGCUUACCAACAUGGAUUGAAAAGAAAAGCGACUGAAUAUGCUGUUAAGAAAAGUAAAAAACACCGAAUGAUUAGUGAAGAAAUUUUAAAUCAGAUCAAUGAAUUUUUAAAUUAA
Molecule: messenger RNA, 576 nt
Organism: Cetraspora pellucida
Lineage: Eukaryota; Fungi; Glomeromycota; Glomeromycetes; Diversisporales; Gigasporaceae
Source: the annotation of a GenBank genome assembly